AUGUUACUAAAAAGAGAAAAAAAUGUUGACAGGCAGACACUAAUUGAGUCAUUUUCUGGUGAGAAAUUUUAUCUGAUUGAAGUCAUUGCCUUCAUACUCCAGUACUUGAAGGACCUGUUGAUAGACCAUCACUGUCGCGGUGUUACACCAUUGAAGACAACAGAUUUUGAUUGGGUCAUUACUGCUGGUCUUCUAACAGAGUCUAAAAGGAUCAGUGAGUUCACUCCUAUAUCAAGUAGUCCUUUACCAGUACCAGAUGAAGUUAAUCCCGACAUGCUUUCACUAGCAUUAGAGCCUGAAGCUGCAGCUCUUUAUAGCCAGGAAGCAGUAGCAGAGCAGAUCAAAGGUCAGCCAUUAGCAGCAGCUAUCAGUCAUCCAACAGAGUAUAUGGUGAUUGAUGCUGGAGGUGGUACAAUAGAUAUCACUGCUCACGUUGAAGUAGAUGGAGGCAUUGUAGUCCAGAAUGUACCUAGUGGCAAUGCAUGGGGUGGUACACAGGUUAAUGAAGAGUUUUCUAAACUACUUCAGGAAAUCAUUAAUGAUCCUGGCUUCAAAAAAUUUAUUGCUUCAGGUGAUUACACGAAAAAUCAAGCUACACUAAAUAAAAUUGUAUACAAUGAGUUUGAAAAGCAAAAGGUGCUUUUUGGCCAAGGAAAAACACAAGAAAUUGCAGUAGAACUUCAAAUUAACUUCGUCAAAUUUUAUGAGAAAGCUCUUUAUGAAGGAGUAAAGAAAAUGAGUGGCAUAGAAUAUGAAGAUGACACACUUUACAUUGGUAAAAGUGUCACAGAGUCUAAGCUGUUUGGUUCUGCUAUCCAAGGCAUUAUUGAUUGCACACUGUUAGCUAUUGAAAAAAUUGACAACAAUACCAACACAUUUUACCUGGUUGGUGCUUUUGGAGGGUGCAAAUACAUUCAUGAAAAGGUCAGUCCUGCUAUAGAAAGGUACUAUCAGUCAAAAGGUCACACUGACACAUGUUCUGUAAUAGUACCUCCUACUCCUCACUUAGCUGUUGCUACUGGAGCUGCUAUGUGGC
Amphimedon queenslandica is the source of this 1036-nucleotide messenger RNA. RefSeq names its product heat shock 70 kDa protein 12A-like. The record is from RefSeq and is a predicted model, not a curated record. The annotation marks the transcript as partial. Lineage: Eukaryota; Metazoa; Porifera; Demospongiae; Haplosclerida; Niphatidae. The transcript has 3 exons.